This is a messenger RNA of Periophthalmus magnuspinnatus, 3390 nucleotides long. Its product is annotated as twinfilin-1-like. Lineage: Eukaryota; Metazoa; Chordata; Actinopteri; Gobiiformes; Gobiidae. Gene Ontology annotation, biological process: positive regulation of neuron projection development; regulation of lamellipodium assembly; actin filament depolymerization. Gene Ontology annotation, cellular component: myofibril; cytoplasm; actin filament. The record is from RefSeq and is a predicted model, not a curated record. Bases 78 to 1130 code for a protein of 350 amino acids. Gene Ontology annotation, molecular function: actin monomer binding; actin filament binding. The transcript is spliced from 9 exons.
CUGUGGAUGUAGUCCACUUCCUGCUUCUCUGCUCGCGGAUCAGCUGCUGCAUCCACCCUUCUCCCUCCUCUACCACAAUGUCACAUCAAACGGGCAUUCAAGCGGGGAACGAUGUAAAGGACAUGUUUGCCAGUGCCAGAAGUGGAGAUGAAUAUCGACUUGUAAAAAUUGUAAUUGAGGAUGAGCAGUUGACUUUGGGCACAUCUCGGAAAGCCUCUAAGUCGUGGGACAAAGACUAUGACCCUUUAGUGCUGCCCCUUUUGGAGGACGAUGUUCCCUGUUACAUCCUGUACCGUCUGGACUCCCAAAACAACCAGGGAUAUGAGUGGAUCUUUCUGGCUUGGUCUCCGGAUCGUGCCUCGGUGCGACAUAAAAUGUUAUAUGCUGCUACUAGAGCUACACUGAAGAAGGAGUUUGGAGGAGGACACAUCAAGGAGGAGAUCUUUGGAACAGUGAAGGAUGACUUGAGUCUGAGUGGAUACAGGAAACACUUGACCUCUCAGGCGGCACCGCUGCCCCUCACCGCCGCAGAGGAGGAGCUCCGACAGAUCAAGUUAAGCGAGGUGCAGACAGACGUCGGCGUGGAUACGAAGCAGCAGACUCUUCAGGGAGUGGCCUUCCCCAUUCACCAGGACGGAAUGGCUGCGCUUGAGAAAUUUAGAGACAAGAAAAUCAACUACAUACAACUGAAAAUUGACUUUGAACAGGAGCUCAUUAAACUGUGCAGCACUGAGCCCACUGAGAUAAAAGACCUGCCGUCCAGGAUCCCCAAAGAUGUGGCGCGGUACCACUUCUUCCUCUACAAACACUCGCAUGAAGGAGACUACCUGGAGUCCACAGUUUUCAUUUAUUCGAUGCCUGGAUACAAGUGCAGCAUUAGAGAGAGGAUGCUCUACUCCAGCUGCAAAAACCCUUUGGUCGACAUGGUGGAAAAUCGCCUCAAGAUGGAGAUUGAGAAGAAGUUGGAGAUUGAAAACGGAGAGGAGCUGACCAGUGACUUUCUAUAUGAUGAGGUGCACCCAAAGCAGCACGCGCACAAGCAAGUCUUCGCCAAACCCAAGGGUCCCGCGGGCAAGAGGGGCGGGCGCAGGAUCACCAGGCCACCAGGAGAGGGCGAUGAGGAGGACUGAAGCGCCAAACCUCACAGCAAGCACCAACGCCACCUCUACUCACCGCGGGACAGUCCUGUGACAAGGGGGGACUAGUUUAUGUUUUCUAUUGAAUGAAUAGGUUGUGUUCACGUUCACAAGUUCUGUAUAAAUGUAUCCCUGGACUUUACGGCGAUAUAAAAUUGGAACCAUUAUCUUGCCAUAGCAAUUAAGGAAUCAAAACAAAAUAUUAGUUUUUGAAUGGUCAAAAGACCUCAAAAUGGCAUCUAUAACAGGAAGCUGAAACCCAUGAAUAGUCUUUGCAGCUGUUAUGGUUAACAAUUCCAACUUGUUGGUGGUGAAUUUGAAACAAAAACAUUUUAAUUUUAACAAAACACUUUAUUAUUUUGAUGCAGCGGACUUAUUUUGCCCUCAAGAGCUAUUUAAAUAAUAUAUCUUUAUUGGAGAAAGACAAAUUUUGUUCAAAUACAUGAGAAAAAGGCAAGUAUAGGACCUUUUUUAAAUAACAAAUUCUAUCAAUUUUUAGAAGUCCUCCAUCUCAAUUUCAGCAUAUGGGUCCAAUGUUUAAAUGUCAAGACCACGUGAACACAACCUUACAAGAACUGAAUUGUGACCACCUCAAAAAUCCCCCCUAACUAUGCACGCCAAGGACACAACUGAGCAAUGACUAAAAAAAACAUGCUAUUUUUCCAUUUGUAGCUUGUCAAAUGGAGGUUUAUUCCAAACUUGUAAUCACAAUGGUCCAAAAAAAAAAAAAAAAACACACUUGCGGAUUGUAACUUGUUGCCACCUAAAAAAAAAAAAAAAGUGAACUUGCGCCAAUAUGACUCCCAAAUAUUAAGUUCACAUGCCCGAAACUCCUACCUAACUCUUUGCAUUCCUUGUGUCAAAUGAAAUGUCUAAUUGUACGUCUACUGUUGUUUUUGCACAAAUGCGGUGCUCCAAAAAGUACAGAAAAAACAUCGCCCACCCUCACUAGUGUCUAUAAUAAUGAUUCAUUUUAACAUUUUAUAUUGGAAAUUUACUUUUUUGAUAUAACUGUGGUUUACAUAAAGAGGAUAAAAACAUCUGCUGAUAUUAAACUUAUUUUUCUAUGCAAAGUGCUGUACUUGUACAUACUGUAGCUGUGUUGGGUUUGCUCUGGUGAUGUUUUGUUGAGGGUCUGGCGAAGAAUAUGGGCUUCCACCAUAACAUCUCAUUAAUGUCUCUUUAAAGGUCCUAUAUUAUGCCUCAUAUUUCAGAAAAUGCACAUCAUUAUUGUCUUUAAGGUAACAAAAUGUACUUUUUCUCUGAGAAUCAACACUCCACUGUGAUUGGCUAGAUCCACCUGUCACUCACUCAGAGCUUGACAAAGCCUGACCAAUAGGAGUAACUGUAGUAGGUGGUAAAAAUUAUGUUGUCACAAGAUCAGAUCAUAAUUAGAUAACAUAACAUUGCCCAGUUCUACUUUACAAUAUAAAAUGUGUAUGAAAGACACAAACUUCAAAAACUUCCUGGAUUACCACCUAAUGACAUCGUGCUGUGGGACAAUGUAUUGGAGCUCUGGAGAUGGAGAUGGCUGAAAUAUCAGGAUCAGGCUACUUUUACAUUAGUGAAUGAAACAAAACACUUCUAUAGAUCAGAUGUGGGAGAAAUUUUGUUUCUCAAGAUGCAAAAUGAGAAUACAGUUUUACUAUAAUGAAAAUAUACUUGAUAAAGAGCAGCUCCUCUAAAAUAUUUGAUAAAAAGAAUAAAAUGAUUACACUCUGCAGUGUUAUCUUUCAAACAAGGGUAUGAAGUGAUAUUUCAGCACUUUCGAGUGUUUUGGUCCAUUUACUUUUUGUGUGAUGCGUGAACCUUAAGACAUUUACAGGAACAUUUUAGUUCAUUUCUGACAGAUUGCUAAAAUAUUUUCUGAUAUUCCCCUAAAAAAAUCUAGAUAUUACAUUUCUAAUAUUGCUCACACCUACUACAUUUUUUUUUUCAUUAGGAAACAUCAUAACCUUGCUUAGAGUUCAAAAAGUUGAUAUUAUAGGACCUUUAAACCACAUCUAUAGGAAGCUUAUCCAUUGGUCCCAUGCAACUUUGGAGGCCAAAUGAACUGAAAGGGAUCACUGUCAAUAAUAUUAAUCAAUUGUUGCCACUAUCUCCUGUCUACUGAUUAAUAUUAGGCUCAAACUAAGCUCACCUCAUGUAAAGGGAAAUGCACCUUUACGUUCAUCAAUUUCAUUAUAACUGAGAACUGUUCAGUCUUAUUUGUUUUCUUACGAAUCAUUCUUUUAAAGAAUAAAAUAUUUAAAUC